Adineta steineri is the source of this 1170-nucleotide messenger RNA. The record is from the annotation of a GenBank genome assembly. Lineage: Eukaryota; Metazoa; Rotifera; Eurotatoria; Adinetida; Adinetidae.
AUGACUUCGCACAAAAUUCAACACUGUAUAUUCGUCGAUGGGGAUUUCGGUCGACAUGAGCUAUUUAACAAUGUUCAUCCUUAUACCUUAAAUCGUCUUGCUAAAUUAAAUGAUGUUUUAACGUCUAAAUUACACAAUGAAGAAGUGAUGAAAUUAAUGAAUAAUCCAUCAAAUAUUCAUUUUUAUAUUUGCUACAAUUCAUCCUCGACAGAUAUUGAUCACUAUUACAAGGUAUUAAAAGUAACUUAUCCUCAAAGUAUACGAUUGUAUUCAUCGAUAAAUACAGCAAUCAACGACUGGCAACAUAAAUGCGAUCAUAUUUGGAUUAUACACGGAAUUGAAAAUACUUACCAAGAAUUAAUUGAACAAUUAAAAUUCAAUAAAAAAACACAAGCAAAUAUUUCAAGUUAUUCUUGGUUGCAAAACAUAAAAGAUGGCUCCGAUCGAAUUGAAUAUUUAAUUAAUAAUAAGAUACAAAAUCUUAACGAUAAUCGAAUUGAAGAGUCAAAUAUUGAAGUAACAACAACAACGACGAUGUCUACUACGGAAAAACCAAAGAAAUCUAACAGAAGACAAUUGAUAAAAUGUGAUGUUGACAAUUGUAAGAAACAAUUUAAGAAUGCGGAUGCUUUAAGAAGCCAUCAAUUAGCUAAACAUCCAACUUCACAAGUAGUUGUACAACAUGAAAUAACAAAAAAAAUGUCCACGCAAACUUCUAUACAACAAAAGAUUCAUGGAUACAAGAAUAAACAUGUAGAUGUAAAUGUUUUACCAGAUCAUCUAUCAGCCAAUUAUCCAGUCGAUCCAGUAAUUACAGAUGAUGAAACAUCGGAAACGUCUAUUACAGAAUAUUACAAAGAGACUAAUAACAAAAUAAACAUAAAAUGCAAUAUUGAUGGUUGCAAGAAGAAAUUUUGGAAUGAAGAUGCUCUGUACAAUCAUCAAUCAAUUAUGCAUGUAAGUGAUCAGACAGAUACAAAUGAUGAAAUAUCAUCAGUAUCCUCUUCAAAAAAUCGAGAAAAUAUCAUUACAAUACGAAAACACGAAUGUGGUUUUGAAAAUUGCACAAUAUCGUGCAAAAAACGACGUUCAUUAUAUGUACAUAUAAUAGAAACACAUUCAAUUCCGCUUCAAUGUCCAUGGAGUAGCAAUUGCAAACAAUCAAAUUAA